Molecule: messenger RNA, 917 nt
Organism: Schizosaccharomyces octosporus yFS286
Lineage: Eukaryota; Fungi; Ascomycota; Schizosaccharomycetes; Schizosaccharomycetales; Schizosaccharomycetaceae
Product: glutathione S-transferase Gst2
Exons: 1
Coding region: 113-829 (238 amino acids)
Source: RefSeq, a predicted model, not a curated record
CCUUACGCUACUAUUGUCUAACUCGUAUUCAAACAAAUUUCGCAAGAUUAUUAAUAUGACGUAGUGACGUAUAAAAUACUAAUUCUCAACAGUUUCAUUUCCAUUAUUUCCAAUGUUUGCCUCGAAUACUCUUAGUAAAAUAGCACAGUUUACUCUCUUUUCUCACAAAGGCAGUCCGAACCCUUGGAAGGUAGCUCUUGCUCUAAAAGAAUUGAAUCUUUCUUACGACUCCGUCUUUUAUGACUUUGGGAAAAACGAGCAAAAGAGCGUAGAGCACCUUGCUUACAAUCCUAACGGAAGAGUACCUACACUAGUCGACCAUAAAAACAAAGAAAUUGCUAUCUGGGAAUCCGAUGCAAUUUUGGCGUACUUGACGGACAAGUACGACACGGAAAGAAAGAUAUCGUUAUCCCAUGAUCAUCCUAAUUAUCAUCAUUUGCUUCAGUAUCUCUUCUUCCAAUCUUCCGGUCAAGGUGUCAUCUGGGGACAAGCUUCCUGGUUCAACUUUUAUCACCCAGAACCUGUAACGUCUGCCAUUACCAGAUACAGGAAUGAAACGAAGCGUGUGCUCGGCGUGUUGGAAACUAUCCUUCAAGACAAAGAGUAUCUUGUUGCUAACAAAUGUACGAUUGCCGACUUGUCUUUUGUGACCUGGAACAGCUUGUUGCCAGCAGUUUUCGGUCCAGGCAGACACAAAUUUAAGGAAGACCUUCCUCAAAUAGAUUUUGAAAAGGAGUUUCCAAAGACUUAUGCUUGGCAUCAACGUCUUAUUCAGCGUCCGGCUGUUGCUGCCGCCUUAGAUGAGCGAGAGCAGCUCUUAAAACAGUAAGUCAUAUUUCAAUUUAUAACUUGAAUCCCCUAAAAUUUUCAACAUUUUUUUAUAUGAUUGAUAAUGAACAAAUGGUUUUUGAACAUCC